Messenger RNA from Ylistrum balloti, 1158 nucleotides. RefSeq names its product lachesin-like. The coding region runs from base 1 to 1158 and encodes 385 amino acids. Gene Ontology annotation, cellular component: neuron projection. The transcript is spliced from 8 exons. Lineage: Eukaryota; Metazoa; Mollusca; Bivalvia; Pectinida; Pectinidae. The record is from RefSeq and is a predicted model, not a curated record.
AUGUAUCGGACUCUCUUGGUUGUCCUGGUGACGGUUUCCCUGGCGACAGUUUAUGGCCAGUUACCUGAAAUCGUUGGUGAGAUUAUUCCAGAAGUGAAACCUAUUGGGAGUACUGGAUAUCUGAACUGUACUGUGGUGAAUCAACAAGAAUCUCAGAAGGUGUGCUGGCAAAAAGGAAAGAUGACUGGAAUCGAUCCGUUUGAUAUCAGCGAGGACGAUCGAGUCAUUGUGGCUAACAACAUCGCCCAGGGGGAGCGGGAGGACUCGGGGCAGCCAAAGUACGAGAUCAUUGUGACUACAAUUGGACUACGGAUACGAUACACACUAAUUGUGCGUGCCCUGUCAGACGAGGACUCCGGCUUUUACACAUGCUACAUUCGCCAACAGAAUCAAAAUUGGCAGACUUGGCCAAGCAAGCUCGGAGAACUUAUGGUUCAAGUGGCUCCGGUUAUGUCCACGACCAUGGAGAGUGUUUAUGAGAGGGCAGUUGGUGGAAACAUCACACUCAAAUGCAUCACAUCCGGAAACCCUACACCAAACAUCACAUGGAAGAGAGAAGAUGGAAGUCAACUCCCUAAUGGCAAUUUCCAAUCAAGGGGGGCAGAUCUAACUUUGAUCAGCCUCACCAAGAAAGACCGCGGGAAUUACAUUUGUGUUGCCGACAAUUCUGUACGACCACCAGCAAGAUUCACCGUCGAGGUGAAAAUAUUCUAUUCUCCAACCUGUCGUGCUGUACAGAACACAGUGGGGCAGGCUCAGAAUCGACGAUUUAAUGCAAAGCUGGAGUGUAUUGUGGAAGGUUACCCUGCUCCCAGCAUGCACUGGGAGAAGCUGCAGAAUGGUGAACGGUAUCAGAUAAGCGACGGGGAUGACUACAGUACGGAGAAACUUUCGUCUAGUCAGAACCUGAUAUCAGACAUGUGGUAUGUCCUGACCGUGAAGAACGUGCAGGCCAAUGACUAUACAGAGUACUACUGUGUCGCAACCAAUAAAUAUGGCACCAACCAAACCACAUUCAGACUCUUUGAAACUAUGGAAUGUCAAGGGCCCAACUGUCAAUCAAUCAAGACGGGCGGGUCCCAAGCUUUGUGUGCCUGUACCCUGACCUUCCUCUCAACACUUAUAUCUGUUCUAGUACUCCGCUUCCUUAAUUACUGA